UAACCCAAUCCAAAAUCUUGAAUUAUUUUAAGUUCGGACAUGAUCAUGUCGGGUUUUAAAUUGAAAAGGCUAGUUUUUCGUGGAGAUAGGACGGGUUGAUAUUUGCAACCUGAAUCGAAGUAGCUAAUUUAUCUUUCCUUUCUUCUUGGAUUUUGUUCUGUAACUUGCGGACACCGGGCGCAUCCUAAUUUCUUCAGCUCUUUCUUCUUCCUCCCUCUUCAUCGAAAUCACAAUUGUAAAAUAUAACUGGAAUUGCCAGCUCGAGAACAUCACUUCACUACUAAGGAUCUAGUGUGCGAGGCUGGGAAAACUGAAAUAUUCUUACGAAUUGUGAUGUUUUGCUGCGGGGAAGAGGAAGGAAGCUGUGACCUUAUAACCCUAAAUUAAGAAGCUUUCUCUUUGCAGACCUUUUUGUUUCAGCUUCUAAGGCUCAUCUAGCUCUCAAAUUCUAAGCUGAAAGCAACAAUGGCAACUGAGUCACUGAGUUCUGCUCGAAAAGUGAUUGUUCAGUUAAAAGCCACUGCCGAUGCGCCUAUUCUCAAGCAAAACAAGUUCAAGAUACUUGGAACUGAUAAGUUUGCUAAGGUGAUUGAUUUUUUGUCCCGGCAACUUCAGAGGGAGAGCAUGUUUGUAUACAUCAACAGUGCAUUCUCACCAAAUCCAGAUGAAUUGGUGAUUGAUCUGUUUAAUAAUUUUGGCGUUGAUGGUAAACUGCUGGUCAACUAUGCUUGUUCAGUGGCGUGGGGCUAACUUUCGGCGAUGCCCGUGCUGAUUUACGCUGUUCAUACUUGAGAUCUUUUGUUACAUAUUAUGAAUAUUUGUGGUGUUUUCUUGGACCCAACGAGUAAUAAGGAAACUUCAUUGAUGCAAACCUUGCAAUAUCGUUUGCUCCGUGUACUUACUUCUACAAUACCGUUCUGUAGAUCUCAUGCAAGCAAGCGCCGUACAUAACUAGUUGAUAUACUAGAAGUGUGAUUGAAGAGAUGGAGAUUUCAUUCAUAGAAUUCACAUGCAUUUGUAAGAUUUCUUUUUUCUUUUUGUUUAUGGUUAAUUUCCCACUUCAUCCAUUUAUACCCCUGCUUCAGUGAUGAGUCUGAAUAUACAAGACCUGUACUGGUUUAAGAUGCUUCUAUCGAAGGCUGGAGAUUUGUUUUUUA
Populus nigra (black poplar) is the source of this 1157-nucleotide messenger RNA. RefSeq names its product ubiquitin-like protein ATG12. Lineage: Eukaryota; Viridiplantae; Streptophyta; Magnoliopsida; Malpighiales; Salicaceae. Gene Ontology annotation, biological process: nucleophagy; autophagosome assembly; autophagy of mitochondrion. Bases 466 to 750 code for a protein of 94 amino acids. The record is from RefSeq and is a predicted model, not a curated record. The transcript has 7 exons. Gene Ontology annotation, cellular component: Atg12-Atg5-Atg16 complex; phagophore assembly site membrane; cytoplasm.